Messenger RNA from Thecamonas trahens ATCC 50062, 1229 nucleotides. Its product is annotated as bardet-Biedl syndrome 5 protein. Gene Ontology annotation, biological process: cilium assembly; intracellular transport. Gene Ontology annotation, cellular component: BBSome; ciliary basal body. The record is from RefSeq and is a predicted model, not a curated record. The coding region runs from base 118 to 1191 and encodes 357 amino acids. Gene Ontology annotation, molecular function: phosphatidylinositol-3-phosphate binding. NCBI's taxonomy places the organism in Eukaryota, Apusomonadida, Apusomonadidae. The transcript is spliced from 2 exons.
CACUCACUCUGUGCUUCAGUCUUUGUAGAGAAAGGGGAAUAGCGAGGGAGAACUUGCUCAGGAUCAGCCGAAGACUGAAGAGGUUGACGAGGUCAGACUGGUGGACUGUGUGUGGCCAUGGCUGCUGACCUUCCCACCAAUACGGUGUGGCAGGACAGGGAGAUCGAGUUCUCCUUGCCGGUGCAGUAUGUUGCACCGCGAAAGGGCGAGUUCAUCAUCGAUGAGCUGGAUGACGUUGAAGACACCAAGGGGAACAACGGUGAGCGUGGCACGCUGCGCGUGACCAAUCUGCGGCUCAUCUGGUUUGCGCAUCGGACGAAGAAAGUCAAUCUCUCAGUCGGGCUCAAGAAUAUCAUCUCGAUGACGAUCCGGUCGGCCUCUUCCCGGCUGCGCGGAGUGACGCAGGCGCUGUAUGUGCUGGCUAAGCCGCACCGGCUUGUCUCCAAGUUCUCGUCGGUGCCAAAGCACGAGAACAAGCGCUAUGAGUUUAUCUUUACCUACCUUGUGCCGGACUCGCCGCGGCUGUUCACGACGGUCCAGGCGGUUCACCGGGCAUACGACUCGUCCAAAAUGUACCGCGAGCUCAAACUCCGCGGCGCGAUCAUCCAGGACAAGCAGCUGAUCAUGCUGCCGACCGAGACGCUGUACUCCAAGGUCAACGGGGUGUGGAACCUGUCGUCGGACCAGGGCAACCUCGGCCACUUUUUCAUCACCUCGGUCCGGCUGGUCUGGCACGCGGCGCUCGCCGAAAACUUUAACGUCUCCAUCCCGUACAUGCAGAUCAAGAGCGUCCGCAUUCGCGACUCGUCCAAGUUUGGCAUGGCGUUGGUUGUCGAGACCGCCGAGGACUCGGGCGGCUUUGUUCUCGGCUUUCGCGUCGACCCUGUGGCCCGCCUCAAGGAAGUGGCCAAGGAAAUCGUCUCGCUCUUCAACAUGUUUUCUGAGAGGCCCAACUUUGGUGUCCAGUUUUCGCUCGAGGAUCAGCCCGAGGGCCUUGACGCCGUCACCGUCCCGGUCCCCGACGAGGACGUUGUCAUCGCACAAGUCGACGAGGCGGCCCCGGCCGUGGGCAUGUACCUUGCUGACGGCGACAAGAACACCGACCGCCCGGCCACCUUUGCGCCUGAGCUAGGUCUGGCCAUCGAGGAUCUGCGCGAGGGCGUGACCCUGGAGGAUUUGUGGACUUUGUAGGUAGGCUUUAGGGUUAAACGCUGCUGCUCUUUCCUCAA